Hemicordylus capensis (graceful crag lizard) is the source of this 8928-nucleotide messenger RNA. RefSeq names its product ATPase phospholipid transporting 11A (gene ATP11A). NCBI's taxonomy places the organism in Eukaryota, Metazoa, Chordata, Lepidosauria, Squamata, Cordylidae. The coding region runs from base 704 to 4273 and encodes 1189 amino acids. Gene Ontology annotation, cellular component: endoplasmic reticulum; trans-Golgi network; plasma membrane. Gene Ontology annotation, molecular function: ATP binding; magnesium ion binding; ATPase-coupled intramembrane lipid carrier activity. Gene Ontology annotation, biological process: phospholipid translocation. The transcript is spliced from 29 exons. The record is from RefSeq and is a predicted model, not a curated record.
UACUAUAGGGGGGUAAAGGGGUGUGUUGUACUGGAGGAGAAACUGGAGCGCGCAUGCUCGCCCGCACCGAAUGACGUGAGCUGACUGGCUUAUCAGGGAAAGAUCAAAGAGCGAGUGAAAAGAACCCGAGGGACAAGCGAGCUGGGUUCGUGGGGAGGCAGCCGAGGAGAGAGGCAUUGCGCGGGAAUGAGCCGCUCGAAGGGGGAAGUUUUUCUGCAGAACAAAAGGGAGGGGAAAAGCUAAGCUAUUCACCCGCUACCUGCCCCAGUCGCCAAGCCAAGUUGCCUGGUUUCUUUCUCUUCCGCCCCCCGCCUUCCCUCCCUUCUUCUCGAAGCGCCCCACAGCAGCCCGAAGAGAGCUCAGCUGCCCUCGCUUGCAGACAGAGGCUCAGCGACGACGGACCGGGCGAGCGCACAUGAGGAGGCAUCCCAGGCGCCUCAGCCUGGCGCACGCAUGACUGAGCAGAAGGAAGAGACGAGAAGCGCCCGCCAAGAAUUCCCGGCAGGGCAAGGCAGGGCUAGGAGGUUUCCGCGACCACAAUGAGGCAGAAACUCCGGCGUGGAUGUAGGGAGUAGAGGUGCGACCCCGCCGAGGUCGAAAGAAGCUCCCCCUGGCUGGAGCCUGCGCCCGCGGGAGAAGGAGCAGGCGGCGACGGCGCAGGGGGAAGCGGAGAGCCGCCUGAGCAGCUGUCAGCGGUCUCGCCAUGGAUUGCAGCCGCUUCAGGACUCUUAUUAAUAGAUACUGUGCUGGAGAAGAGAAUUGGGUGGACAAUCGGACUAUUUAUGUUGGACAUCGUGAACCCCCUCCAGGCGCUGAAGCAUACAUUCCACAGAGGUAUCCAGAUAACAGAAUAGUCUCCUCAAAGUACACCUUUUGGAACUUUGUACCGAAGAAUUUAUUUGAACAGUUCCGAAGAAUAGCAAACUUUUAUUUUCUUAUCAUUUUUCUUGUACAGUUAAUUAUUGACACACCAACUAGUCCAGUGACAAGUGGACUUCCACUUUUCUUUGUCAUUACUGUAACAGCUAUAAAACAGGGCUAUGAAGACUGGCUUCGUCAUAAAGCUGACAAUGCAAUGAACCAGUGUCCUGUUCAUUUCAUUCGACAUGGCAAACUGGUUAGAAAGCAGAGCCGUAAACUAAGAGUUGGAGAUAUUGUUAUGGUAAAAGAAGAUGAAACAUUCCCUUGUGAUUUAAUAUUUUUGUCAAGUAGCCGGGCAGAUGGAACAUGUUUUGUUACAACAGCAAGUCUGGAUGGCGAAUCUAGUCAUAAGACAUAUUAUGCGGUUCAAGAUACAAAGGCCUUUCAACGUGAACAGGAUAUCGAUACGCUACAUGCUACCAUUGAAUGUGAACAACCUCAGCCUGAUCUUUAUAAAUUUGUUGGUCGGAUAAAUGUUUACCAUGACAGAAAUGAGCCUGUUGCAAGGCCAUUAGGAUCUGAAAAUCUACUUCUUAGAGGAGCUACAUUAAAAAACACAGAGAAAAUAUUUGGUGUAGCUAUAUACACUGGCAUGGAAACAAAAAUGGCAUUGAACUACCAGUCAAAAUCUCAAAAACGAUCUGCUGUAGAAAAAUCAAUGAAUGUAUUUCUUAUUGUAUACCUCUGUAUUCUGAUCAGUAAAUCGCUAAUAAAUACCAUCCUGAAAUAUCUUUGGCAAAGUGAGCCUUGGUAUAAUCAGAAAACAGAAUUGGAAAGGAAAAGAAAUGUGUUUAUUGCAGCGUUUACAGAUUUUCUUGCCUUCAUGGUUCUUUUCAACUAUAUCAUUCCUGUAUCUAUGUAUGUGACAGUAGAAAUGCAGAAAUUUCUUGGUUCUUAUUUUCUCACCUGGGAUGAAGAAAUGUUUGAUGAAGAAACAGGUGAAGGACCUCUGGUGAAUACCUCUGACCUCAAUGAAGAGUUAGGACAGGUUGAAUAUGUCUUCACAGAUAAAACAGGGACAUUAACAGAGAACAAUAUGGAGUUCAUAGAAUGCUGCAUUGAAGGGCAUGUUUAUGUGCCUCAUGUCAUCUGUAAUGGGCAAAUCCUCCAUGACUGUGCUGGUAUUGAUAUGAUUGAUUCUUCUCCAGGUGGAAGUGGCAAAGAUAGAGAAGAGCUUUUUUUCCGGGCUUUGUGUCUUUGUCACACUGUUCAAGUGAAAGAAGAUGACAAUGUGGAUGGACUAAAAAAAGCUCAGCUCUCAGGGAGAUCUUCAGUCUAUAUUUCAUCAUCCCCUGAUGAAGUUGCCUUAGUUGAAGGAAUUCAGAGACUUGGUUACACAUAUUUAAGGCUAAAAGACAACUUUAUGGAAAUUCUGAAUCGAGAAAAUGACAUUGAAAAGUAUGAACUGUUGGAGAUCCUUAGUUUUGAUUCAGUAAGGAGACGAAUGAGUGUGAUUGUUAAAUCAGCAAAAGAUGAAAUAUUUCUGUUUUGUAAAGGAGCAGAUUCUUCUAUAUUCCCUAGAGUUGAUGAAGGCAAAAUAGAACAAAUUAGAUCAAGAGUUGAACGCAAUGCAGUGGAGGGCCUGAGAACCUUAUGCGUUGCAUAUAAAAAAUUCACCUAUGAAGAAUAUGAGAGUGUGCAAAAGCAGCUUCAAGAAGCAAAGCUGGCCCUGCGGGAUCGAGAAAAGAAACUGGCAGAAGCAUAUGAGCAGAUAGAAAGGGGGCUUAUCCUGCUUGGUGCUACAGCAGUUGAAGACCAGCUACAGGAAAAGGCUGCUGAUACCAUUGAAGCCCUGCAAAAAGCUGGCAUUAAGGUGUGGGUUCUGACAGGAGACAAAAUGGAGACUGCUGCUGCCACUUGCUAUGCCUGCAAACUGUUCAGAAGAAACACACAAAUACUGGAGUUAACCACAAAGAAAAUAGAAGAGCAGAGUUUGCACGAUGUGCUGUUUGACUUAAGCAAAACUGUCCUAAGGCACAGUGGCAGCUUAACAAGGGAUACCUUCUCAGGGCUUUCAGCUGAAAUUCAAGACUAUGGUUUAAUUAUUGAUGGAGCAGCAUUAUCAUUAAUAAUGAAACCACGGGAAGAUGGGAGCUCUGGUAACUACAGAGAGCUCUUCCUUGAAAUCUGUAGGAACUGCAGUGCAGUUUUAUGCUGUCGCAUGGCUCCUUUGCAAAAAGCACAGAUUGUAAAAUUAAUUAAAUGGUCAAAGGAGCAUCCUAUCACAUUAGCAAUUGGUGAUGGAGCCAAUGACGUCAGUAUGAUCCUAGAAGCACACGUAGGCAUAGGUAUUAUUGGAAAAGAAGGCCGUCAAGCUGCAAGAAACAGUGACUAUGCAAUACCUAAAUUUAAACAUUUGAAAAAAAUGUUGCUUGUUCAUGGGCAUUUUUAUUAUGUCAGGAUAGCUGAACUUGUGCAAUACUUCUUUUAUAAGAAUGUCUGCUUCAUUUUUCCUCAGUUUUUAUACCAGUUUUUCUGUGGGUUUUCACAGCAGCCUUUAUACGAUACUGCGUAUCUUACCCUGUACAAUAUCAGCUUCACUUCCCUUCCUAUCCUGUUGUAUAGUCUAAUGGAACAACAUGUCAGCCCAGAAACACUCAAGAGAGACCCUACACUGUACAGGGAUGUUGCUAAGAAUGCCCACCUGCGCUGGCGUGUGUUUAUUUACUGGACGUUCUUGGGAGUAUUUAAUGCUAUGGUCUUUUUCUUUGGUGCCUAUUUCUUGUUUGACAAUACGACUGUGACCAGCAAUGGACAGAUGUUUGGAAACUGGACCUUUGGGACACUAGUGUUCACUGUACUGGUAUUCACUGUUACUCUGAAGCUUGCACUGGAUACACACAACUGGACAUGGAUAAAUCAUUUUGUGAUCUGGGGAUCACUACUAUUCUACGUUGUAUUUUCUCUUCUCUGGGGAGGGAUCAUCUGGCCUUUUCUCAAUUACCAGAGGAUGUACUAUGUGUUCAUGCAAAUGCUGUCCAGUGGUCCUGCAUGGCUGGGGAUUGUUAUGCUCAUAACUGUGAGUCUUCUUCCAGAUGUGCUGAAGAAAGUUUUAUGCAGGCAGUUAUGGCCCACAGCAACAGAAAGAACCCAGAAUUCAUCAAGUCAUGGUCGGGACCAUCUUUCAGAAUUCACACCUCUCGCCUCUCUGAAAAGUCCAAGAUACAGGAGCAAUGACCACAAGAAUUCCCCAGCAAGAAGGUCUAGUUCUCAUUCUAAAAAAACAAUGUUUACACAUUGGAAAAACAAUAAUUAUUCAAUACUCCCAUCUAUCUUUGGCUAUUCCAAUAAGCGUUGCAAUUCCAAUGAGGAGUACUACUAUAGGGGUUCAGGUUUGGAAACAUCUCUGUGACAGAUCACCAACUCAAGCCUUUAAGAUCUAUUUCCCCCUUUUUAAAAAAUCUGCAAAUGAGCAUUUAACAGCACUGAUUGAUAUUUUGUUGGCUUUUGCUGCCUGGUGUUAAUUCUGACAAACUGAAUCAAGAACACAGAACAUAAUUCCUUCCAGGAGUAUUGGCCUUUCUUUUUAUGACACUUUUCAACUGUUGCAACAAUGGAUUGUCUACACAGUCUGGUACUGUGAGAAUGAACAGCACUAAAAAAACCUACUUCAUUCUGUCAAGAGCAUUGUGUGUUUGUUGUUUCUCUGUCAUUCUCUCAUUCUUUACUAAUUGAAAUGUAUUGCUUCAGUAAAUGAUCCUCUUGGGAGACCAAUGGUUUAAAUGUUUCAGUCACAAAAGCAAUCAUCUCAGUUCCCUAGUGAAAGUCACUGAGAGCAUAUUAACAGGUGCUGUAUCUGACUUGUCUUUGUCCUUUCUUUGCUCUUUCUGUAGAACAAACUGGUGUUUCCUCUGUGCAAAUCUGGUUUCAAGAAACACUCUCUAAUAUCCAUUUUGUUGUAAGUCGCCAAGUAGGACUGUAUGUGAUUUAAGAUCGUUUUCCCCCUGUAGACCAAUACAUUUUCACGUAGACUCUCUACAGAUUUUAAGAAGUCAAGCUGGUUAUCAGAAGGGUAAAGUGACCACUACAGGUAUUGCAUUGCAGAUAAUUACUGAAUUUAAGAAUUCAGCCUUCGAUGUUCUUAGAAACUUGUUGAUAAUAAAUGAACCAGUGUUCAACUAUGUUGCUACCUCUGACCUAGAUGUGGAUGUGUGAGGAAGCAUUUUGCCACGCUAAGCUUUUUCCUGUAGGAAAAAGGAAGGAAGUAAUUGGUUCCUUAACGACUUCACAGGACACUUUAUUUAGAUGUGGUUGCUAAAUUUUUAAUUUGAAUUUUAAAAAGAGCAUUGGGAACAAAAAAGACUUACAGAAGGCUACUGUAUUACAAAGAUACAGCUUUGUGACUACUAAUAUUUGUUAAUAACCACUAGGUGGUGUUUUUCCUCUCUUUGAAUGUGGAUUCAACCAUCCUUCAGGAAAAUAAAUGCAUAUAAUUAUACAGAAGCUGUGUGAAUACAAAAGCUGUAUCAAUUAUUUCCAAACCUUACAGCCAGCUUGUACUUCAGCUCCAUCUGUGGCUCUAGUUUUGCUUUGUACUGGUUGUGAUAGUAGGAGAGACAUAUACCUGUCUUGUUUAUUUUCUCCCAGUGUUUUAUUUAGGGUGUCUGCAUUUCUGUGUGGAAAACAUAGAGGUUCCCGAUCAUCUUCCUCAACUAGUGAUGAGAGGACAUCGCAUUUUGAAAAUCAAAUUGUGAAAACUUCAUUAUACCAAAGACCGGGGAGAAAAUAGUCUGGCCCUAGUUUCCAUACUUCUGUCCUUUCACCCCUUACAAUGCACAACACCCCCAGCAUCAUCUCUGUCAUCUCUACUCUUUUCAGUUUCAGUGUUGGUCACAUUCUGAUAGAAAUAUACCUAAAGUUAAUAUUUAUUUGACACUGAAUACUUGAAUGUUGGAUAAAUUGUCCCCUACAUAAAACACUGGUUGCAAAUAUAUAUAUAUAUAUAUAUACACACACACACAUAUUUUUUAAAAAAACUUGAUAUGGGUAUUGAUUUUAUAUCUGUAGUAGUGACAAAUCUCCUGUUUGGGUAUAGUUAACAGAGUUAUUGUUAAUGUAUUUUUUAGAAAUCUUAAAAUUGCCUUUGCACUGAAAUAUUUUUCAAUACUGUAGCUAUUUAUAUAUCUGUUUUACGCAUACAUUUGUUAACACACCAUUUCUAUUUUUUUUUAAGUGUAUGUUUUAGAGGAUUUUUUAUACUUAUGAGUUUUGGAUCUUCAGAAUUUAGCCUAUAGUGGAAUUGUGAAAGAUUGUUGAAAUUUUGACAAAUGUUAAAAUUAGAAAUAGGUUAUCGCAGAUUCAUCCAAAGCUACUUUUUAUUUUAUUUUUAUUUUGCUUGUGAAUAGUAGCUUUUAAUACAAUACACUUUCUUCUUUCAACCAGCUGCUGCUACUAUCAUCCUUUAUAUUUUUGUUCCACAAGGCUUCAUACCAGCUGCUUUUUUAAAUUCCAUCCUUUAGCCUUAAAUAAGAAGAAUCUUGCUUGAUGUUCUGAAAAUGCUGCAUUCCUGCUCUGCCUACUAACAAAAGAGUUUACUAUAAACUUCUUACAACUCAACUGUUCCCUAAAAAUUAAUGAUAUUUUUACUGGCUAAAACAUGUAAUUUUAGCUGUUGAUUAUUUAUUAUUAGUUGUUGUAGUAGUAUUGCUUUUAGGGGGGAAAGAGAAGUUGUUUUGCAUUUAAAGGGGCUGUUCUGCUUCCAUUGAACAAUUGGAACUUAAAAAUAAUCCUGUAAAUGAAAAACAAACCAAAAACUCACGAGGGUUCCGUUCCUUGCCUACUGCCACUAGCAUAGUGUAGUGGUUAGAGUGCUGAACUAGGACCGGGGAGACCCAAGUUCAAAUCCCCAUUCAGCCAUAAUACUUGCUGGGUGACUCUGGGCCGGUCACGUCUCUCUCAGCCUAACCUACUUCACAGGGUUGUUGUGAGGAGAAACUUAAGUAUGUAGUACACUGCUCUGGGCUCCUUGGAGGAAGAGCGGGAUAUAAAAUGUAAAUAAACAAACAAAUAAAUAAUAGUGUGAGUAACAAGGCAUUAGGGCUAUGGGGAAAGGGGGGUUAGGUUCUAGGAUGUAGGGGGGAAAUUUUUGAUGUGGCAAAACAGCCCCCAAACAACCUGAAACUCAUCAUGGUGUGCUCUGUGGGUCCCCACUGUGCCCAGGAAUACCCUCCAAGGAGUGCAAUGCCCCCCCAAAACAUGAAAAAUCACAGGGGAAAGAAUUUUUUUAAAAAGCCAUAAAAUGGCGUCUCCUACCUCCUCUGGGCUCUGUGAAACAAAAUGGCAGCUGGAAGUGACCUCCACAGUCACUUCUGGCCCUCUAGGAACCACGGAUAUGUGGGUUUUAACCCCUUCAUAUCCACAGAUACUGAAAAGGUGUGUCAAUGAGACAUCCUGCGGAUACAAGGAACAGUGAAUAGCAAGGUUCUCCUCUAUAGGCCUAGUUUGCAGUUCUUUAUUCCCUUUUUUUAUCAUAUACAAGAAAAUGCAAUAUGUUGUAGCCCAGGAGUUCCCAACAUGUGGUAUGCCAGAUGCUGCUGAACUACAACUCCCAUCAUCCACAGCCACAAAAAAUUGUAACUGGCGAUGAGGCAUACAAUAUCUGGAGUACCACAGGUUGGGAACCUAGUUGGUUCCAAUCUAGAAAUUACUGUGUGUGUAACAGCAGAACAUGUCCUUGCAACUACAAAAAGGAUCUACCUUGUAAAGAAAAUGACAGCUGCUUUCAGUGUUGAGAUGUAAUCUGGAUUUACUUCUCACACUGCAAACAGAUGCUCAGAGGGUCUGACCUGGCAAAACUGGUCACCUGUUCAGUAGUAUGCUGGUGAUGCUCUUUGGUAGUGUAUGUGGAAAUCUUUUCCUGCAUACUGGGAUUCCAGAAGGGUGGUCUGCAUUCAGAAACCUAUUUCCAUGAGCAGAUCAUCCUGUUGGACCAGGGAAAGAGUAAAUUAGUCAGGGAAUAGACAGGUAUAACAAUUGGUUGACAACAGAAGGAGUGUAACCUUAAUCAGAAAUGCAAAAUCAAUAGGCUUUGGCAUUCAUAUUUAUAUGAAGAGAUAAAAUGCAUUCUGUGCAACUCAAAUUUCUUUUUCUGAACUAUUGAACCUUUAAGCAAAAAAAAAAAAAAGAAGUAUUGAAUGCUUUAAUGUGCUGGAACUGGUAGGCACCAACCAAAUGUUCAUGAAAGCUAAAAAUGUACGUUCAUUGAAGCUCACAUAUUCUUCAGAGUGGCUAGUACUAAGAUUCAGUUCUUCUAAUUUUCAUGGUCCUAAGUAUUAUUUUGUUCUGGUAUAAAAAGCUUACCAUUUAUUCUCCUGCUUGUAUCAGUCUAUUUAUCCCACUAUAUUGCAAGUAGCAAAGGAAGAAAACUAUAUUAGUUUGCAAAAUCAAUGGGAUCAUGUUAAAAAGCUUUAAUGGGAAUUUGUCAAAGCAUUAUGAAAGAGAAGCAUGUACUUGAUUGUACAUUGAACAAUUGCAUACAUCAGUUUAUAUAGCUUUACCUCUGCAACAAUUAUAUAGAACUUUAAAUAUACAUUGUGUCUGCACUGUCAUAUACAUUAUGUCAUGUGCACUGUCAUUCUCAAUACUCUUUCAUUCUGCAAUGUAAAGUAGAAUUGGCAAAAAAAAUGCUUUUGGGAAUGGUGGAACAUAGUAAUCGGUGCAUUAACCAUUAAAAAUAACUGUAGUCAUCAGCACUAAAUACUGAUAUGUAUUUUUAAAUGGUACAACGAUAGGUGCAUUUAUCUGAUAAUGAUUCAGCCUUCAAAACUACCGUUUAGUCUAAUCUAUAAUACUUCAUUAACUGGAUCAAAGCAGUCUCAGAUAUUAAGAAUACACACACACACACAUACAUGUGCAUUAAUGUAAAGUUUAUUUUAAGUGCUGUUUUUAAACUUUCAUUUCUGUAGAUAUCAAAACAUGAAUUCUUUAUAUUCAUAUUUUGGGACUUACUGUAGAUUGUAUAAAGCAGUAGAUGUUUAAAUCUGCUUGCAAUAAAAUAAAAUUUACAUA